Cynoglossus semilaevis (tongue sole) is the source of this 6198-nucleotide messenger RNA. RefSeq names its product ventrally expressed dharma/bozozok antagonist (gene ved). The transcript is spliced from 3 exons. The record is from RefSeq and is a predicted model, not a curated record. Lineage: Eukaryota; Metazoa; Chordata; Actinopteri; Pleuronectiformes; Cynoglossidae. Gene Ontology annotation, molecular function: DNA binding. The coding region runs from base 3554 to 4393 and encodes 279 amino acids.
UGCUUAUGAUGAACUGCUAAGUAAAAAGUAACAAUAGCACCACACAAUGGACAGAAAAAGCAAAGCAUUUUCAAAGAUACAGGAAGAACUGUUAGAAGUGACUGACAUCUGCAGGUAUUUUGUUUUAAGACAAAUAUAUAUCGUAGACCAGGAUCCCCCAGUGGAUCUUAAAGGAAGUGCUGGUAGAACAUGAGCACUUAAAUACACUAAAAUAAAAAUAAUAAAUUAGGAAUAAAACUCUUUAUUGUGUAGUAUUGACAGUGUUCUGUAAAACAUAGAAUUGUGUUGUACCAUACAGGUACACGCAUUUGCCUGUGAUGUAUAUAUAACGUAUGUUCAGUAUAUAUGAGUAGAUAUAUAUUUAACAUUUCUUAUAUAGCUAUUUCCUCUUUUUGUGUUUUCUUUCGUAGUUAUUUAUAAUUUGGAACUAAUUUGUGUGAUUUUACCAAAACACAAAUACAGUUGAUGUGAACGAGAACUCUUUUCUGGGGAGAACGGCGGAGGGAUUUUGACCACGGGCGCCAAAUAGGCUAGCACCGCCACUGCUAACACAAACGACAACUGGCCGCAAAGGCUCCAGAGUUGAUUGUAAACCCCCUGGAUACACGGGGUUCCGUAAUACCGUGUUGUUUGUUUGUAAGUGAAAUGCCGUUCUGGUGUUUUUGACGAAAAUUCCCGUUGCAAAUAAUGUUAUCAACUCAUUCACAAAAGAGACACGGAGUGAAACUCGGUGGUGUUAAUCCGAGGGCCUGAUAACGAGCUGCUGAUGAUGAUCCCGGUGUGAAGUGUCCCACAUUCAGAUGAGUGAACGGUCUCUGACAGCCGUCCAGACGGCAGCUAUUGUUUCAUGUGCAAAUGCAACAGGCCGUCAACAAACGCAUUGUGGUUUUAAAGAAUUAAUCGGGGCAAUCACGACACAACAGCCCCCGUCCGUCCGUCCGUCCCUGCUGUAUCUGAUUGAUAAGAUCAUGAGAGAGCGGUGAUGAGUCAACAGCGGCGCUGUGGCUGCUGGGGUCAGUCAGCGCCGUCGUCAUCUCCGCUGAUGCAGACGCACUGUCUGUGUGUGUGAGAGAGAGUGUUAUCAUAGACACAUGGUCACUUCAAACAGGACCAGUGUUGUGAUAAGAACUUUGUCUUUGUGUGUGAGUGUGUGUUAUAAAUUCACAAGAAUAUUAUAAGAAUAAUGUCGUGGGGAUAUUUAAAUACUGUUAUAACAUUAUGGGUGAAAGUUUCCCAGAAUGGCGUCGUUAGUUUAAGAGAAUACAUUUUCUUAAUAAAUUCAGAGGUUUAGCAAAAUAAAAGCCCAACUUUUUUAGUAUAAAAAAGUAUAUGAGAACUACACCAGAGUAAAGCCACAAUAUUUAUGAUUACAGGAAUAAAGUUAGUGAGAAUGAAGUCGUUUAUGAAAAUGAGGUCGUUUAUUUAUGACUAAAUCAUGGCUUCAUAAGGAGAGAAUGCCUUUAUUCUGGAAAAGUAAUUGCAGUUUUAUUUUAUUUUAUGGUCUGUAUUGUCAUAAGCGUACAUUUUACGGAUAAAAAUUUUUUUUGAAACAAAUGCACAAAUCUGGAGAAAGUCGUGAGUUGAUGAGCAUAGGUCUCUACAGCUUAUAUUGGAAAAGAGUAAAAAAAUAGUUAGAAAAAAGGUUUUAGCGUUAUGAGAAAAACAUACUUUCGUGAGUUUGUGAAAAUAAAAUAAAUUACUCGGGAAAGUUCUAAUUUUAUAACUAGAUAUGAUUGGAUUGAAUGAAAGUCAGAAAAUUGUGGGAAUAAAGUCAUUUAUUUUUUAAAAAUGUAUUUAGUUUAUUGUGAUAAAAUCACAAGUUAAUAUAAAUAAAAUCCUUAAACGUUAUAGGAAAAACAGUGUAAUAUUCCAAGAGAGGAUGUUGUCAGUUUACAACAAAAAGUCAUACGUUGUUGAGAAUAAAUAUGUGAUAUUAUGAGGAAAUAAAGUUAUAAAUUUAGUGGAUGUGUUUGGGAGGAGAACCAAGUCCUAUGUACACACUGUUUAUCUUCAAACUAACAACACCGUGGAGCUUCAUACUUGAACAUAGUUUCUCAGCAUCACUUCACUGUACUUGUUUCUGUGAUGUUGAAUUUUAAAAAACAUUCUUUAACAACUACUAGCCUGUGCUAAUUGAUGCAGGGAUCAACAUGGAUCAGUGACAGGAUCAUUGGUUCCAUGUGAAAUGUCACAACAGAGGGUUUAAACCCAUCAGUGCGGCAGCUCUGAUGAUGAGCGCUCUCUAAUCUGGGGGGAUUAUCCCAGAUAACCAUGUGCUUUCACAUUAAACCACUCAUCCUCUGUUAGGCUGAGUGUAAACCUGUUACUGUGUCAUUGAUGGAGUUUGAUUUGGAAUGAGGUUCAGAUGAGAAAUGUUGCAGUGACAGUGAAUCUAAAGACUUUGAUCAACGGUUGUUGGAACGGAGAAGAGUUGGACGUCUACGUCUAAAAAUCUUUCUCUUUUUUUUCUUUUCGGUAAAGGUAAGUCGUAGCCAAUUUAAAUAUGAAUUUUAUUAAUAAUUGAUUUUUUUAUUUAUUGACAGAACAUUAAUAUUCUGUCAAUAACUUUGAGCAGUUUUUUUUAAAUUUUGCACUUUACAUGAUAAGUCAACUAUUUUACCUUAUUUAAUACAUGAAAAAUACAUGUACAUGAAACACCAAGGUAAAAUGUGCCAAGAAAAGUGCAAAAUGAAAAAUUUUAACCAAUAAAGUUGUAUAUUUGAUUAUCAUAAUUAAAGAAUACUUAAUUAAUGAAGAAAAAACUGUAACACAUGAUUAAAAUUUAUUAAGAAUUUUAGGCCAUAUCUACAAUAUCUUAAAUAAAUCCACCUACCUUUGAUUUUUUUGUUAUUAAUAUACUGGCAAAAUUAUUCUAAAGGAAAUUUGUUUGUCAAAUCAAGUAAAUUUUCCACUUUGUCCAAAAUUUAAAAUAAAUAACAUUAAAUUUUCAGAUGAAUUAGAAUGGAUUGCAGUCCCACAUGAUGUGUUGUCUGAUUUUUAAAUAAAACUAUUUCUUAGGCCUGGUGCAGUAAAUUACACUAUAAAUUUAAUUAAAAAUAUAAUUAAAAUGGUUGCAUUUUGGUUUCUUGAAUGAUGUGACUAAAAGUGACUACGACGUAAGGCCAGUUUCCUUUGAUUUGUGUUAGGCCUCAGUACUCAGGUGAGCGUCUGACUGGUGGAGGCCAUGCAGACAGACUGGGGCUGAGGUGUGUCCAUUAUCUGUCUUUGGGGCAAUGAGGAGGGCGGGGGGGUUCUUCCUAGACUUACUGGAGCCAUACUGUAACAGCCUCAUUGAGACUCAAUGAGAUGCCUUAAUUACUCCAGUUGUGAAAACUAAAGGAGGGGAGGGUUGUUAAAAUGCAUGCUUUGAUCUUUGGGCCUGAGACAGUGUGGGAUGGGCUGCGGAGACCCCUAUAAAAGCACACCAGCUUCCUUUGGAGGAUUCAUUGAACAGCCAACUCUUGGACCAACACUCAGCCCAACACUCACAGAGUGAACACGAUCGGAUUUACCCCCGGAAUUCCUUCAUAGAGUCCAGCACCACAGCGCAGCCAUGAGGGGACACUUCUCCAUCGAGUGGAUGGCCCAGAGCAGCCAGCCUGCAGGGUCAGAGGUCACCACAGCUUCAGAACUCACGGCCUGUGGGACCACCUCAGAGAGUCUUCCAGGUUUUUACUGCAGACCCAAGUCUCACAGAGUACUUGAGCAGAAGGAGGACGGCUCUGGACGUCGUGUGGACACGUACAAGCCCAGCUCACUGCAGCACCAGGCCUCUCUGAACACACAGGUGACAGAGGGCAGCUUCAGUAGUGGGACAGAGGAGGAGACCUCCGGCUACGAGAGUGAGGGUGAUCGAUCUCUCUCCCCGUUGGUACACCACGACAGCGUAUCUUCGUCUCCAGCGUCCCCUCCUUCAGGCAGGCGUCCACGCACGGCCUUCACAGCAGAGCAGAUCGGCAGUCUAGAGAGGGCCUUCAAGAGGAACGCUUACCUCGGCACGCAAGACAAAGCCGAUCUCUGCAAGAAGCUCAAUCUCUCUGACAAACAGAUCAGAAACUGGUUCCAGAACAGGAGGAUGAAACUGAAGAGGACGAUGCAGGACGCCCUGGCUCAUGCCUGCCAGGCCAACAUGGCCUCUCCGUUUAUGCAUUAUCCUGAGCUGCAGGCCUACAGGCCAGGACCUUAUCACAGGUACCACACAGCUGCAGCCACAACAGGAGCAGAGGAGUCAAGUGCUGCAGCAUACGUCCAUCAACACAGCCUUCAAUAUGGCCCUCGUCUGCCCAGCGUCCCCACACUGCCCCUGGACACAUACCAGUACAGUAGCCUCAUACUGCCCUCUGCCCCCACUCAGCUCAUGGGUUCCUAUCCCACCUAUCAGCAGUAUUACUAACACAGUUAAGAUGGCUGCUGUCUUUGCUGAGGUCAUGUGUAUAAUAAAAUGACAUAGUGUAAAAAAUAUUCAACUUAUUGUAACAAGAAUUUUCUAUGAAAUUUGGCACAAUUUCUGCUUGAAUCAUCAGAUCGUCUUAUACAAGGUUGUGUGCAAUAUUUAGAUUAUGUGCUUGUUUUCUACUUGUAUUAAAUAUAUUUAAUUUUAAAUCUAAGGACAAAUAAAUCUGUCUCUCUUAAUAGAAUUUAAAAAAAGGAAAAUAAAAUAUUGCAUAUGUUGAAGAAAAUCAGAAAAUGCGUUUUAGAAUUAAGAAAAGUGAAAUUAAGCAGGAAAAUAAUUAACAAUAACAACAACAACUGAUUUUACAGUUUGUUGGGAUAAAUACCGUGGAACAUCAAAAUACGAGCAAGCCACCGGGCACAUUUUUGCUUCAUGAUACGAGCACACUUAAAGACACCGACACUAGGUGGCCGAGCACUCGCGUUAUCAACGUGAUUUUCUCUCUAUUCUGUGCAUUAUUCUUCAUAAUAGUGAUGAACUCUGGUAAGGAUGGUAGUUGGAAGAAAAAAAAAGACGAUGACUAUGGAAGUAAAGUACAAAAAUUGUCGAUAAAUAUGAGCGUGGUGGCCGCUAAAGAAAGAAUACAAAUCUAAAAAAAAGCAAAUACUAAAUACAGUAAUAAAGUAAAGUUUAAAAGAUUACGUAAGUUAGGUUAAUACUAAGUUUAUGUAACUUACGUAGUGUACGUGUAAGGUAUGCUACGGAAUCAAGUGUCUACGUGUGGACCAACUCUCUUCCCUCCCUUCAUCUCCUCCUCCACACAUGCCACCAUUAGCCGCUACUGUAUCAUCCGUCUCUCGUAAUUGAAGCCACAUUUUAUUAAUAUCACAGGAAUCCUUAAAUACUAUAACUUUUUGUGUUUAUGUUUCUAUAGCAAUUAAAACAUGUUUUUUUCCAUUGUUAUUAGCACUAAUUAGGGAGUUUUUAGAGAUCCAAAACGAAUUAAAUCUUUUUUCUUUUGUUAUUUCUUAUGGGAAAACAUGAUUCGAGUUACGAGUUAGAUCCUGAAACGGAUCAUGCUUGUAUCUCGAGGUUCCACUGUAUCUUGUUUUUUUUGCAGCAUCGUAGGCUAUCCAUGGAAUUUGUCUUUUCAGUCUGUACCACUACUACGGUCGUUGACAAGAUGCUGAACGACGCUGUGUGUCUCCAUUUCUGUGGCUAUAUCAACCACUAUGCUAGUUUUAGCAGCAAGAUACCGCUCAGCCUUUUUAUUUUGGCAGUUUGUCUGUCAUCACAAUGCAAUGCGUUGAUAGGUAGUGGGGAGUGGUGUUUAGCAAAUCAACGAGAAGUGUAGUCUGGCAGACGUGGGAGCUCAGCAAUCUCAGUAGGUGCCCGGACCCCGAAACACCCAAGGAAUCGGCAAACAAGUUCAAAGUAAUCACUGAUUGAAGUUGAAUAAUAGUUUUUCUUGAUCUCUUGUCAUAUAUGUCAGAUAUAACCUUUUACAGGACCUUUGUCCACCCUUAAAUCGUAAGGUCUAAAGCCUUACUGCCACCAGACAGCACAUGAGGCAGUGAAACUGUCUUUAAUGUUCAACUCUCUUAAAACACAGUUUCUCUACUUUAUUAAGCCAAGUAAAAUGACAAAUCAGGAAGUGGACGGCACAGGAAAUGCUGGUGUUGUUUAGCAACCUCUUGGGUUACAUAGAACCUUGGUAAACAUCAGAUUAACAGAUUAAAGUUUGCUUCGGUCGUAACUUUUACGUUCAAGCAGAGAUUUUAUCAGUCGAAGCGAUGGUGGGUUUU